Messenger RNA from Colletotrichum phormii, 930 nucleotides. RefSeq lists its product as uncharacterized. The transcript has a single exon. NCBI's taxonomy places the organism in Eukaryota, Fungi, Ascomycota, Sordariomycetes, Glomerellales, Glomerellaceae. The coding region runs from base 1 to 930 and encodes 309 amino acids. The record is from RefSeq and is a predicted model, not a curated record.
AUGGCUCGUCGCGGCAAGAUCUCGAGAGCCGCCGGCUCGUCGCUCGACCCGACCCCGAUUGCGUCUACUCUUACGACGCCACUAAGCUCCGCCUACCCCUCGACGUAUGCUUCCGAAGCUGAAAUAGAUGCACUCGGAGACAGCAUCGGCUCUCUCACACUGAGCGAGCGAAGAGCAGCUAGGAGGAAGGCCAAGCCUUUUGCGUUCAUGGCCUUGCCAUCAGAACUUCGCCUCAAGAUUUACGACUACUACUUUGAAGGCAGCGGUGGCGUUAUAGACCUCGACCCAGACAACUACAAGACCUAUCACAAAAAGCUCGGAAUUCAAAGAACUUGCCGUACUGUCUAUCAGGAAGUCUCUCAUUACUUCUAUAGUAGCCGCUCGUUCCGCAUUUUCCCAACACACCCAGGCAAAUAUUUCAAAAGCAAGAAACCGCUCCUGGCUCGUAUGAAGCCAAGCUCAAGAUCGUACAUCACAUCCUUGGAACUCCGCCUCGGUCCUGGCUGGAGCAAGCCGCCGCGAGGAUGGGUCGUCACACCAGCCUUGGGCCUCCACGAAUGCGUCAACGUUCGUCGCUUGACAGUGUUGGUUGAAUGCGAUCCCAGCGACGGCAUUUUCAACGGGUUUCGCCGGUCAGAUGGCUUCUACGAAGGUUUCAGCCAGUCCCUCUUGACAGAGGUUUUCAACCAGAUGCCCUGGAUCGACACAGUGUAUUUCGAUGCCUGGCCUGGAGUCAAGAAGUCGGGCGGGAUGAUGCGUGCCCUUCUGGAGGUGACCGCGGCAAACGACCGAAAGAUCAGGUGGGGCCCCGAGAGAGGAUGGACUGAUGAACCCGAAAAAGACGAGGUCAAACCCACCAACUCCUUGGUUCUGGUGCCUCCGGCGUCGGAGUUCAACACGUCCACUAUGGGCGUACUGGUCAUGGCUUGA